Messenger RNA from Hibiscus syriacus, 569 nucleotides. RefSeq names its product leucine-rich repeat extensin-like protein 3. Bases 93 to 548 code for a protein of 151 amino acids. The record is from RefSeq and is a predicted model, not a curated record. Lineage: Eukaryota; Viridiplantae; Streptophyta; Magnoliopsida; Malvales; Malvaceae. The transcript has a single exon.
CAGCUUCAAAAUAAACCCUUCAAACAAGGGGAGUUUAAUUGCAUUCAUCCCACUUAUAUCAAUCCUCUCUCCCUGGUUUUCGUUUCUUUAACAUGGCCAACACAGUGCUUAACAAAGCUUUCUUAUUCUUCCUCUUCUUCUUUAGCUUCUUUAUUCGAAGCAAGCAAGAUAACCCAUGUCCUUAUCCAUGUUACCCAUCACCAACAGGUACCGGAGGAGGCGGAGGAGGUGGUGGAACAGUCACUCAAACGCCUCCAGCUAGUUAUUCACCACCUUCACAAACGGGAGUAUACCCUCCUCCUGUUGGGAACCUACCACCAUACUACACACAACCACCGCCUUAUGGUGGUAAUUCUUUAUACGGUCCGCCUCCUCCUGAUCCUAUAUGGCCUUAUUUCCCGUACUACUAUAGAAAACCUCCGCACCGGGCGGAUGAUCAGUCAGCGGGAACAACAGUUAGGCCUGGGAAAUCAAUCUUCAUCAUCACAGCUACCACAGGUCUUCUUGUAUUUAUUAUUCUAGUUAUUUCUAGUUUAGGGAAUUACUAGCUAGUUAAAGUAAAAAAGAAA